Molecule: messenger RNA, 2628 nt
Organism: Emericellopsis cladophorae
Lineage: Eukaryota; Fungi; Ascomycota; Sordariomycetes; Hypocreales; Bionectriaceae
Exons: 6
Coding region: 1-2628 (875 amino acids)
Source: RefSeq, a predicted model, not a curated record
AUGGAUGACCCAGCACAAUGCACCAUACGGCGAUUAGGCGCCUCAUCUCUGCCCAUUUUCCUGCCGUGGCACCGGGAACACAAGCGCAUCCUCGCCUGCUUCGAUUCCUCUGCUGCCGAGCUGCAGAAUGGUCCUUGGAAACGAGCGUCGCCUUUCCAUCUCGGCGCCGCCUCAUCUCGCAUCUGCCAGGCGAGGCUGGAGGUUGGCGUCGGACGCGCCGUAGAAGGCCGCAGCGACUCGAACAGCCUGACGUCGGAGCAUUUCAGCGGGACCCUUGGUCUUUCGGUCGGAAACUCGCUUCUCAGUGCCGGAGUAAGCGCCAGCUACGACCAGCAGAUGCAGGAAGCAACAAAUGCGUCUCGAGCUUCGCACAACAGUCGACUCCGCUGCGGUCGCGUUGCGCUGGCAUCAGAUCCGCCUCUGUCUUCGGCAGCGAAGUCGCUGCUCCGUCGUGAGAAUGGACAGCAAUUAUUCAAGGAACUGUACGGCGACUACUACGUCGCUGGCUAUGUUCUCGGCGCAGACGCCGGGGGCUGUCUAUCAGCCACCAGCAGCGCUCGGCAGCAAGUGAAGACCAUGUCCACCACGGUACGGGUCAAGGCUCUGUGGGAGUCGUACACCAGCUCGACAUGCUCGACUGAGAGCCACCAGACGUACAGCAUGGAUCUGGCCUUUGACGCGUACGAUACCUUGGCCGGAACAAACGUGUCACUCCGCGCAAAGGCCGGAGAAAAAACAGACGAAAUCAGAGAAGCCGCCCUCCUCUACGCUCAGAGAUGGCAGGCUCUACACGAGAGGCUUGAGAGACGCAUUCACGAGAUGGGCUUGGAAGACUGCAGCUUGGGGCAGGUGAGCGAACAUUUGGACAUGAUCAAGGCAGGAUUGGUAGUGGAACUCAUCCUGACUCCGUUCCGAGCGCUUGGAGAAUACUCGCGAUAUCACACGACCCCUGUUGGAACCGCACUGCUUCUCACUGACGAGGAGCUUGCGGUGCUGUCAUUGAACGACCUGCAGGAGUACAGAGCCAGCGAGGCUAUUGCCCUCCAGAGAUUCAAUUCGAGAUGGAUCCGUAUCGACAUUGACUGGCCAUACCAUGACGAGAAAGAAAGGCUGGAGAAACUGCCGGAUACGGACCCCAAGAAGAAGCCGGCACUCGAGAAACUGCAGAAGAAAUACAAUGAGCAAAUCACCGCGCACAACAACAAGAAAGCAGCAGCCUGGACAGACGUACUGGAGGUGCUCAAGCGCCGCAAGAAUAUCUAUGUCCAGACAGCCAAGGCCGUGGAGCGAACAGCCGCGGAGAUGGAGGCCGAUUAUCGCAUCCCCCAAGCUGGACGAUGGAUCUCCUUUCCUAUAUGGAACAUGGAGGAGGCCAACGAUAGAUUCAACGGCAAGCCUGUGCCUAUCACAUGGACGGCCUCCAAUACGACAUUUACGGCGACGUACUACAAGACAACUUGCUGGUUUGGCAAGAUGGUCUACGACCGGGUGCCUGGCGAUGCGCUGGCUGGAGACUCGACCGAGGCUGCUGAGGAACAACGACCGAUUGCUGAGGACGAGGCAAUUGCUGAGGAAAAGUCUGCCGAGGAUAAGUCUGAUGAGCUGAAGCCCAAGAAGCCACCGGGCGGGAAAUCGACGACCGGGCCUGCUCGGGCCAACGUAAAGUUUCCCGCUCGAUCUGCGGCCCCAACAAAGACGUCCCCCAAAAAGGCGCCUUCAAGUGAAGCACAGAACUGGAAGGCCUCAGCCCGUCUUGAACCUUUUGGCGAGACUGACCUCUUCAUCGCCGCCGAGUUCAUCGAGCAGCGGUACCAAGGAGCUCCGCACCUGCGAGGCUUCCACUUGAAGGACAACUCCCCCGCCGGAACCAAGUGGGCUUACCUGCUCAUCGACCAUGCCCUCCACUACGGACAGGACGCCGAGCCUCCCACGCACCGCUAUCUCGUCUAUCACCCCUUCAUCCGGCCGCGCAACAUCCCGCAAAAGUCGUUUGCCGACAAUCUCAACGUGGCCAAGCUUCACAAGGCAACUACUGCUCUCGUUUCCAGUAAAUCUGCCCCCGUGUCAGUCGGAGCUGCGGUCGCAGAUGCCCUCGUUAGUAUAAUCGAGGCUCGGAACGCCCAUCCGCUGAGGAGAUUUCCAAAGUUCGAGGGAGAUCAGAGACUGUACAACGUCCCCGCACAGAUGGCAGACUGGGAAGUGCAGUGGAACAAGCAGGAGACGGCCCUGGCGCCCCAGAUCAGUUCACUCCGGAAGCAGCUCCAGCUGGAUCGGGACCUAGACAAUACGCUGCUGGCCGAUGUGCUCGUUGACGCUGCGGCUUUGGAGAGCGAGGAGCAGGCCGAAAAGACCGCGCAGGACAUCGCCGAUGUCCUUGAGGGCCUGGCCAGACCUGUCAAGAAGAAGGACUUUAUCAUCAAGACGAAUGGCCGCAGCAGGGUCAUUGCUGCUGACAUUAAUGCAAGGCUAGAGGCAGAAAAUCUGCGUGCUCAGCAGCAGCAGCAACAGCAGGUCGCGCCCAAUCAUGGACAGCAGUCCAUAUCAGACAUGCUCAAAGAUGGAUCGCGGAACGCACAGAAGGCCAUCGGCGCGCCAGAGAACAAGGAGCUUGGUACAGUCGUGGACUAA